UAUGUUCAACGCUUCGUUUGUGAACACCGGUGUGUUUUGAACACCUGAGUACCCACCCAUUGUAACAUUACCGCAAAUUGUAAGGAGAUCUUGCAGGCAUGAAUGGAGACGGUGUCGCCGAGGUUCAGGGGAAGCUAAAAGAGGUCUUGGUUUUCGCGCGUCAAUUUUAAAACGAGGCUGAUGCUACUAUAGCAACGCAUGUAAACUAUACCUGACCGGCUAACAGUAAACAAAGCUACCGAAACAGUCCGCAACCACAACACACAACAAAUUCAGCCAUAAUGAUAAGUGAUGGUACGUAGGCAACUUUUAUAUAUGCAAAAACGAUUCUUUACUCAAAUAUAGGGGAAUAAUUUUGUACUUUUCAAGUCAAAUGUCUACAUCUUGGAGUUACUUUCUUGGUGGUGAUUCGGCCAACAGCUGACUGCACAACAUGACAGCGUGGUGACCACGCAACACAACCUGUUUGGCCGCUCCCCUGGCCAGCCGAUUGUGUUCUGCUGAUCAUUGUCUGGAGCGUACAAAGCUGUUGAUUGCAUAUUAACUGCACUUGAAGCACGUCGUUUUUCUAUUGUGAAACUUGUCUCUAUCAGGACCUCUCUUCGACUUGUUGGAGAAGGAAGCUUUUUUCCCUAACGUUAUAAUUUAUUGAGCACCAGAGAGCCCGGAAGUAGCUCACAAGGACGCUGUUGACCGGUUACCUACACGGCGCUGUCCGACGUGACAUACCUGCUUUACUAAGAGGUCAUUCGAAAAUCGGACUGCCUUAACUAUGCCGAAAGGGAGAAAAUUCGCACCGGGAAAUGACUGUGAUGGAAACUGGUUUCGCCACAGAACGCGCGGCUACGAGACGCCGAAGUUCCAGCGCCACGUGGACACCAGUACAGGGGAGAUGUUGACCAGGCCCUUCAGUGACAGUUCUCCCAGUUCCCAGACUAACACUCCUCCCAAAUUUGCCAACAGACUUGAUUACGUCAACACGCAAAACGCGAAGCGGUACGACCAGGUCAACCCCUUCUCCUGGCAUGACAAUAGGAACUCCUUCCAGGACCAUGGGGAGUACUUUGGACAUGGUCUUGGUAAACAAUCUGUGGUUCCUGUUGAAAAGAGUCUUCAUUACUCCAAUAACUACAUCCGCUGGACCACCCGCGAGGGAAGCCACACCGACAACAUGAGCAGCUACGCGGUGUCCUUCCGGGGUGAUCGCGACACCGAGUCACCCACACGACGUCGCUUUCCCCGCACGUACAGCAAGCCGCAGCAGGGUAGGAUAAAACUGGACACGGCCACCACAGACUGGAGUAAUGAAAGCCACAGGACCCCUCUACAGGUCAUGGCAUCUGCACAGGAACCCUUCCUACCACACAACCCAUGGAGAUACUCAUUCAAGGCACAUGAACAGGGCAGAAAUCCCCUGUGUAUGCAGAAUUAAGGGGUCCAAACCUCCAGACUCUUAAAUGAGUGCUGGAGUAUACUACAUACAAUCAACAUAUCAUCUUGUAAAUAUCUUAAGAAUUUCAUUAACUACAGAGAAAGAUAUUUCCUAAGUUAUAAUAAUGAACAUGGCUGGGGCUAAUCUUUUGAAAAAAUGCUCCUUAGUAACAUAUCAAAGGUUUGGAUGAUGACAAUUCAUACACAAUAGCAAACAGGUCAAUAAAGGAGGUCAAACUUCCUUGGGAGAACUAGUUCAUAAAACUGUUUAUAACAUUCAUUUGUUCACUACUUCAACCGAUUGCUUUUGUUGUGCUAUUGACUGGAAAUACAUUCCAGCAAAUGGAGACAAGAACCAUAGUUGCUUCUGGUAUGCAUUGUAACAUUUGUCAACUUAUGGUACUCACUGUAAUUGUAUAUAUCUUAUUUAUGACUAGAUGUACAUAAAGCUGCAGGAUGUCAAAAAUGAUCAAUAUGACAAUCACUAUAUCAUAUUCAGUUUGAGUAUAUCAUAAUCAAUGAGCUUUCAAUCAGACAUUAUGUGCUGUAAAAAGGAAUAAACGCAUCAAUCUUGUGUCAA
Molecule: messenger RNA, 2011 nt
Organism: Branchiostoma floridae (Florida lancelet)
Lineage: Eukaryota; Metazoa; Chordata; Leptocardii; Amphioxiformes; Branchiostomatidae
Product: testis-expressed protein 36-like
Exons: 4
Coding region: 773-1432 (219 amino acids)
Source: RefSeq, a predicted model, not a curated record